UCUCCUGCAGUGCAAUGUGAAACUAACAGCUAGGCUAAUAGCGGGACAGGCAAAGCUUUUUUGUUUUUUUAUUGUGUCGCACCUGUUUUCAGCUGUCACACUAACAGGAGUGUGGGACAACCCCUAUGCCAUUGUUCCUGAAAUUAAAGUCCACGGCAAUCAGAUUUCAAGACUAAUUCAGGUAAGAACCACUGUCCCACGGUCCCUUGGUCAGUGGGAACUCUGUAUAUGUGAGAAUGGAUGAGAGUACAUUUGAGAUGUUUGAAGAGGAGCUCAGGUCACCAGCACAGCAGGAAUCUGCACAAAAACCCAUCCGACACGUUCGACGUGCAGACACCCAGAGCCUAAAGAGAACGAUGGAGAAUCUACCCAGUCCGCAGCCGACCCCCAAAGUGACCCAGCAGGGAAUGUCCCCUGGACUAUCGUUGCGUCGUGCACUGUCUCUCCCAAGCUUAAGCCAAAUUGAGAGCCCAUGGAAAAACGUCACCCUGAACCGCUGUCUGAUUCUGGCCAUCACCAUAGUGCUGAUCGGCUCCAGCUUCCAGAGGCUGUAUGAGGUUUUGCAGGAAUGGAGACAUAAGGAUGGCCCAGAGCUCUCAGAUCCACAUACUCUCCACUUGAGACAUGUCAGUCCGAAGCAGGAAGUCUCACUGCAGCAGGCUGAGAGCUCACUAUGGGACAACUGGUUCUGGGACUGGAUACUGGAUGAUGAAGAUGAGGAUGAUGAAGAGAACUUGAAAUUAAGGUCAAAGAUGAAGGGCGAUCAAAGAAGGGGUGGCCGUGGAAGUGUUGGACAGCUCAAACACAAGAAAGCCACAGACAGGAAGGUCGUCAGGGUACAAGAGGGGAAAGCGAGUGAUAAGAAAGAGAGGAGGAAGAAAGACAAGCAUGAGAAGGAGGAAUCAUUUAGAGAAGUGGCCAAGGGGCACAAGGACAGGGAGAAAGUGAGGGGGCGAGGGUUUGAGGAUAAAACAGAAGAGACAACCAAAGGAAAGAGGCGCAAGGCAGAAGGACACAAACAAGAAAGACGACAGCAGGAAACAGCUGAGCUAAAAAAGGCUGGAAUCAGAACCCACAGGCACAGUAUGUAAGGAGAAACCUUAGUGGGGUUUCUAUCCAGACGCUUAUACAAAACAGGUUUGUAUUCCAUCAGUAAUAUCAGAUAAAGUGACGUGUUAAACGUACUCGUAUCCUAAGUAUCAAGUCUUGCUAGCAGAUGCUAAGCUCAAAUUCUGUGACUAUUACUCCCUCUGUGACUUCUUAAGCACUUAAAAAAGCAACGUGUGAUUUCUGUAUUUUUAGAAACUGCCUGCGUGGUUUAAAGAACAAAACUGUGAAACAAGACAGUAGCAAAAUGAUUCCAUAAGUUACCUUAUGUCAGACCCACGUUGCAUGUGAUAUUAGUGACACUGUAAUCACUCACUUAUUGAAGCCGUAAAAUGGAGAGACGUCCGGAAUCCCGCUGAUUCAAACUGCAUGUUUUGUGUGCAAAAUAUAUCACAGGAGAAAUAAACCAGCAUGGUUCCAA
Messenger RNA from Brienomyrus brachyistius, 1528 nucleotides. RefSeq names its product junctional sarcoplasmic reticulum protein 1. The record is from RefSeq and is a predicted model, not a curated record. Bases 237 to 1091 code for a protein of 284 amino acids. The transcript has 7 exons. NCBI's taxonomy places the organism in Eukaryota, Metazoa, Chordata, Actinopteri, Osteoglossiformes, Mormyridae.